CCGUCUGUCAGCCUCAGAGCCAGGUCUGGCUGUGCCGAGAUGGGGCUGGCCCAGCCAGCACUGUGGCUGAAGAGGCUCUGGGUACUCUUGCAGGUGGUCCUGCAUGUGGCCUUGGGCAAAGUACAACUAAAACUGUUUCCCAAGAGAGUCAAGCAGCGUAUCUUGGCCAUGAACCAGAAGAACCCACACUUCUCCUAUGAAAACUGGGUUCCAACCCUCUUUGGCAUCCAGUAUUUCUGGUUUCUCCUGAAGGUUCGUUGGCAACGAUUGGAGGACAAGACUGAGGAAGGGGGUCUAGCCCCAAACUGCCCUGUGGUUCGCCUCUCAGGACAGACGUGUAACAUUUGGGACUUCAUGCAAGGCAACAGGCCACUGGUGCUGAAUUUUGGAAGUUGUACCUGACCUUCAUUUCUUUUCAAAUUUGACCAAUUCAAGAGACUUAUUGAAGACUUUAGUUUCAUAGCAGAUUUUCUCGUCAUUUACAUUGAAGAAGCACACGCAUCAGAUGGCUGGGCUUUUAAGAACAACGUGGUCAUCAGGAAUCACCAGAACCUCCAGGACCGCCUCCAGGCAGCUCACCUGCUGCUGGAGAGGAGCCCCCAGUGCCCCGUGGUGGUGGACACAAUGAAGAACCAGAGCAGCCAGCUCUACGCGGCACUGCCCGAUAGGCUCUACGUGCUCCAGGAGGGCAGGAUCCUCUACAAGGGUAAACCUGGCCCUUGGAACUAUCAUCCCGAGGAGGUUCGUGCUGUUCUGGAAAAUCUCCACAGCUAAUCUGGACAGAUCCCCCAGUUCCAAGUGACCAAGAGGAGGGCUCCUCAAGGCUUGGCUCUCCCCGCAACCCAGCUGGCUUUCACCUCUUGACCUGUGUCCCUAGUUGAAUUCCUAGCUCAAAUUUUUCAAUUUUAUAAUCAGAAAAUGAAGCAGCCAGAGAGUCGAGUGUUAAGGAAUGUACAGGUCCACAUGGCCUCCACUGUAGAGGCCACUUUCAGUGCACAAUGUCUCAGAGUGUGAUGGCACCGGCGCUCCGUGGGCGUAGGGCUUCUGACGGGUGGUCUCUCUGCAGCUGCCCUGAUACUGAGGGGUUAGAUAUGGCAUCCCUUACACUAGGAAUAGGCACUUUACCAAGUUGGUCAUCUGUGGCAUUGGUACUUAAUACACUGAACUGGUUUUUAGAGCCAAGCAUGGGGAGAACUCCAGGUGUUUAGAGAGAGAUGAGGAAUUGGUGAAGGAGGGAGUAGGGAUGAGAGGAGAGAGUCAAGAUGGUAAUACUUUCCCUGCCAAAAGACUGAAAAACCAGUCAGUGGUGGUGGUGGUGGCCGGGAGGGGUGAGUUUCCAUGGUAACGCAUCUCUAAUUCUACCAUAGAAGGGGAGAAUUUACAAUUCACUUUACAAUUGUUGAAUAUAUUUCAAAGAAAUUUGGCUCUGAAACUUUUUACUAUCUUAUCAAUAGAGUUACUAGGGGGCAGGGGAGGACUGACUUCCCAAAAACAAUGAUAACCUUGACCAAACUGGACACCAGGCACCCGCAAAGUGCAUUCGGUUAUCCAGAAACUCAUCCCUGAAGUUCUGUUUCUCAGAUUUCUUUUUUGCAAGUCUCCUAAUGGUAAUUGUGUUAAACUAUGUCAGACUAAUGAAUAACCAUUGGUAUUCAUCUGUUUUAACUCUGCUUCUUCUCAUAUUUGUUUAUGACGGCCACAGCCUAAAGUACACACAGCUGUGACCUGAUUUGAAAACAAAAUAUUUUAAGAUGCAGCAAGCUAAUACAGAAUGAUUAAAAUAUAUCAGCUCA
Messenger RNA from Phyllostomus hastatus (greater spear-nosed bat), 1793 nucleotides. RefSeq names its product iodothyronine deiodinase 1 (gene DIO1). The transcript is spliced from 4 exons. NCBI's taxonomy places the organism in Eukaryota, Metazoa, Chordata, Mammalia, Chiroptera, Phyllostomidae. Gene Ontology annotation, molecular function: thyroxine 5'-deiodinase activity. The record is from RefSeq and is a predicted model, not a curated record.